CUGGCGCGAAUGUUAGUGGUCACCACCCUGGCCUGGGCGCUGCCCGAUGGCUCCAAGAUCCACUCCACCAAGCUGACGAGUUCCGCAGAGCUCUCCCCCGCCGCGACGCUGGCUUCUGCAAAGGCGAUCGACAACUACACCAUAACCGUCCGCCGCGAGCUGCAUCGCAUUCCGGAGCUGCUGUACGACCUGCAGCGCACCUCGGCGUACGUGCGCGAGAAGCUUGACGAGCUGGGCAUCGCGUACCAGUACCCCGUGGCAAAGGAGGGCAUCGUCGCCACAAUCGGUUCAGGCAAGGAGCCGUGCGUGGGCCUGCGCGCAGACAUGGACGCGCUCCCCAUCCACGAAGAGGUCGAGUGUCCGUUCCGCAGCCGCACCGACGGUAAGAUGCACGCCUGCGGACACGACGCCCACACGGCGAUGCUGCUCGGCGCCGCAAGGCUGCUGCAGGAGCGGUUCGCCGCCGGCCAGCUGCAUGGCACCGUCAAGCUCCUCUUUCAGCCCGCCGAGGAGGGCGGCGCCGGAGGGCUCGCCAUGCGCCUCGCCGGCGUCCUCGAGGACGCGCCGCGAAUCGGCCGCCUCUUCGCGCUGCAUGUCUGGCCGGGCUUGCCUUCGGGCGUGGUCGCGUCGCGCGCGGGCACGAUCAUGGCGGCGGCAGGCUUCUACCACGCCGAGUUUGUCGGGCACGCGCGGCACGCGGCGGAGGACUGCCUCACCGCCGCGGUGACGCCGCCUGGCGCGCCGGGCCCCUGCACCUUCCCGCCGACCGUCAACGCCGAGGCGGGCGGACAGCCGGGGCAGCGGGCUUACCAGAGGGCUGACGCCUCACUGAGGAUUCGGUAUCACAGGCGUGCGGGACUCCACCGCGGCGGGCUGCCAGCGGGGCACACGACCGUGCGGCGGGCGGCGGAGGCGCUGGUGGGGGCCGAGUCGUUCGUCGAGGUGGAGCCGACGAUGGGGGGGGAGGACUUUGCGUACCUCCUCGCCCACCGGCCCGGCGCGAUGGCCUUUCUUGGCAUCGGCAACCGCUCGCUCGGUACCGACGUGAACCUGCACAACGGCCGCUUCCAGAUGGACGAGGGGCAGCUGCACCUCGGCGCGGCGCUGCACGUCGAGCUCGCGACGCAUGCCCUCGCCGAGCUGACCGCCGGUGACGCCGCUGGCUGCGCCGAGGGCGAGGCGGGGCCGACUUGCGCCGAGGGGACAUACCUCGAGGCGGAGGAUUGAAAUUUGCAUGAGAGGUCUUGGGGUCGGAGAGCGAAAAGCGGGGGGUAGAGAGAGACGUGCACAGUGUCCUACACCGCUACAGUCUAAAGCCGUAGAGCAGUGUUUACGGUUCAAUACCGUCUC
This is a messenger RNA of Emiliania huxleyi CCMP1516, 1350 nucleotides long. RefSeq lists its product as hypothetical. The transcript is spliced from 12 exons. The record is from RefSeq and is a predicted model, not a curated record. The coding region runs from base 10 to 1227 and encodes 405 amino acids. Gene Ontology annotation, molecular function: hydrolase activity. Lineage: Eukaryota; Haptophyta; Isochrysidales; Noelaerhabdaceae.